Priceomyces carsonii is the source of this 1686-nucleotide messenger RNA. RefSeq lists its product as uncharacterized. Gene Ontology annotation, cellular component: fungal-type vacuole; plasma membrane. Lineage: Eukaryota; Fungi; Ascomycota; Pichiomycetes; Serinales; Debaryomycetaceae. The transcript has a single exon. The coding region runs from base 1 to 1686 and encodes 561 amino acids. The record is from RefSeq and is a predicted model, not a curated record. Gene Ontology annotation, molecular function: transmembrane transporter activity. Gene Ontology annotation, biological process: transmembrane transport.
AUGGUUACUGUAACCCAACUGCAUCGAGAUGAUCAUGAUUUUGUCCCGGGUACCAUCAAGGUGUUCAACACUAGUGAUGACGGGUCCAUUUCCAGCGGUUCAUUGAAAAAGAACAAGAAUGGUGUUAUUUUGGUUCCUCAACCUACAGAAUCCCCAAAUGACCCGUUAAACUGGGGUGUAACUAGAAAGAUGUGGCACUUUUUCGUAGUUUGUUUUAUUACAGGUUUAACAGCUGCGACAUCCAACGAUGCUGGUGCAGCCCAGGAUUCGUUGAACGAGAUCUAUGGAAUUUCAUACGAUUCUAUGAAUACCGGUGCUGGUGUACUUUUCCUUUUCAUUGGUUGGUCUUGUAUUUUUUUUGCCCCUGCAUCAUCCUUAUAUGGUAGGAGAAUCACAUAUCUUAUUUGUUUACUCGCAGGUGCUUUGGGUUGUGUUUGGUUUGCAGUUUCGAAGACUACUUCAGAUACCAUAUGGUCCCAAGCAUUCGUGGGUAUGGGAGAGGCAUGUGCUGAAGCCCAAGUCCAGCAAUCAUUAGCAGAUAUUUUUUUCCAGCAUCAGCUAGGCUCUGUCUUAACAGUUUAUAUCUUGGCAACUUCAGUGGGAUCUUUCUUGGGUCCUCUCAUUGCCCAAUUUAUAUCAGAUUCACAGACCUUUAGAUGGGUUGGCUGGUGGGGAGCCAUAAUCACCGGAGCUACAUUGGUUGCUGUAUUUUUUACAUGCGAAGAGACGGUUUUUGAUAGAUCAGCACACUCACAUAUCUAUGAAUCAGUGGAAGCAAGUCCCGAGCCUGAAUUUCAAAAUGAUAAACUCAAGAAUACAGUGAGUGUUAGUAAUUUCGGAAGCGAAAAGGAGAACACUUCAAGUGAAAAUUUCAAUGAUAACGAAGCCCAAGGUUCCAAAGAAAAGCCAAAACCAUACUGGAAAAGAAUCGCAGUAAUUACGCCAUCCCCAUACUUAGAAGGAUUUGGAUUUAAGCAAUAUGUCAUGAGAUUUGUCGUUUAUUUCAAAAUUUUCACACUUCCAGCAGUUUGGCUUUCAGGUUUAUUAUGGGGUUUGCAGGAUGCUUACAUGUCUUUCUUCUUGACUACUGAAGAUGACUACUUUCCAGAAGCCCCUUGGAAUUAUUCGGAGACAGGUGUUGCUAUAAUGAACGUCGCAACUUUAGUUGGAGCUGCAAUCGGAUGUUGUUUUGCUGGUUUCUGUUCUGACUGGCAUGUCUUAUGGUUGUCCAAGAGAAAUAAUGGUAUUUUAGAGCCUGAAUUCAGAUUAUGGUUACUUUUUGCAACUUUGAUUAUCUCACCAGCAGGUUUAAUUAUGUUUGGUGUUGGGGCAGCCAGGAUGUGGCCACCUUGGGUUAUAUAUGGUGGCUUGGGACUUAUUGGUUUUGGUUGGGGUUCAAUUGGUGACACCGCUAUGUCCUACAUGAUGGAUGCUUACCCCGAAACCAUUAUUCAAGGUAUGGUUGGUGUUUCUAUAAUAAAUAACUCUUUGGGAAGUAUCUUUACCUUUGUGUGUUCCUAUUGGUUAGAAUCUUCUGGAACCCAGAACACCUAUAUUGCUUUAGCAGUCAUAGAUUUUGCUACCAUUGCUUUAAUAAUACCCUUCUUGAUCUGGGGUAAACAGUUAAGAAGAUGGACUAAAAAUCGUUACUUGGGUUUGGUAGAGAUGAGCCAGGGUAUGGGCUAA